AUGGGUAAAAUCUCCGGAAGCCACUGCCUCGUCCUGGGCUGUCGCAACCGGCAGCUGCUCAACCAAACCAACACACGCUCGUACUUCCGGUUCCCGCGGGAUGCCGACCUCUGCAAGAAGUGGGUCGACUUCUGCAAUCGACCGGAGCUAUACAAGAAGUACGACGAGAACGGACCCGAGUAUCUUUACAAGAGCUCCCGCAUCUGCUCGGAUCACUUCCAGCCUGCGGACUUUAACAACGCGAACCUCUUCAGCCAAGGGCUCAAGAAAGGCUCGAUACCUUCAGUGAAUCCGGCGAGCAAGGAAACCAAACCAAAUGGCUUCACGAGUAGUACCGGCGGUGGUGGAGUCGGUGGUGGUGGUGGUGGUGCCGGUAGUGGUAGCAGCAAUGGCGCCGAUUCACCCAUCGAUGAGAAGCUACUCUCAGCCGUGGCCGCAAUUCCCGUCAUCCAUCCCAAUCUGCUGCUCAUGAUGGCCGCAAAUCAGCUCGCGAAUCCAAGCAACCGUCAUAAACGCCCAUCAUCGGCGAUGAGCGGUAUGGCAGCGGCGGUAGCGAGUCUGGUUGCGGGACAAGCGGCCUCUGGUGGAGGGACAACAACGACAACAACACCGACAGCACCAACAACGCCCGUUUCGUCCUCGGGUGGUAGCAACAAACGGAACCGCGCCGUUCCACCACUGGCCGCUCCUACCGGAGCCCUUGCCAAUCUCAUCCAGCGGCAGCAACAGAUUAAGGAGCAACAACGGAAGGCGGCCGCCCUCGCUGCCAGUGGCCUCGUCAAUGGGCAGGUGUCCAUCACACCCGCUGUUGUAGGACCUGCGACGUCACCAACGGGCAGCAAUGGAAGCAGCAACGGUUGCGGACCGAUCUCGCUUGUGACGAAAAAAUCCUCCAACAACCAUCACAACAACAACAACAACAACAACAAUGUGAGCAAUCACAACCAUAAUCAUCACCACCAGCAGCAGCAGAGCGGAGGAGGCAAGAUACGGGCGCGGGACGGUUCCCACAGCGAGUAUGGCAUCAACGUGGUCGAUAUGGAUAUGACGGGAGGAGAAUCAUCCGAAGGUGAUUCAAGCUACCAAAACUCGGCGGACGAGGAUUUUGCGUACCACCAAAGGUUGAAAGUUGCGAAGGUAGAAGCUGUCAUACCGCCAUCCCUCAAAUCGCAGCUCACAGUCACGCCGGCACUGGGCGCAUCCAUCGUACCUUCGGUCGGCAUCACCACCAUCAACAACAACAGCAUUCACAACGUGAACGCGAACGGGACAGCGGGUGUAACCGAGCUGAACCUCGACUACAAGGAGAAGUACGAGCAGACGCUCAAGGAGCUGUUCGCCUGCCGAAGGAUCGUGAAAAACCAGAACAAGGCGAUCAAGCAGCAGCAGGGUGAGAUCGACUUCCUCAACCAAUUGCUGAAGGAGAAAUGA
Anopheles nili is the source of this 1431-nucleotide messenger RNA. Its product is annotated as dual specificity protein kinase splA-like. The record is from RefSeq and is a predicted model, not a curated record. Gene Ontology annotation, molecular function: sequence-specific DNA binding. Lineage: Eukaryota; Metazoa; Arthropoda; Insecta; Diptera; Culicidae. The transcript is spliced from 4 exons. The coding region runs from base 1 to 1431 and encodes 476 amino acids.